AUGGAGGAUGAAGACCAGCAACUUGAAGUUUUGACCCUGCUGAAGCAUGGAAUACGCGAAUUUGGGUCGGUGUUGACACCACGAGAGCUUGAUACCAUUUCUGCGGCUUUCGACGCGUUAGUGUUGCGAAGCAACUUGAUAAUCGGACGACUACCGACAUGGUUUGUCGUACGCCCGCCGGACGGGGCGCGGAGGUCACGUGUUUACGACGGCGAGGAAGCUUGUCUAAGACAGGCAGCAGCGCUGUCAACGCUGCACAACCCCCACGUACGAAAGUUCUAUGGAGGGUGCCACGUUGGCUCCCCAUUUGUCUUGCACGAAGUAGACCAGCCGGGGCUAUUUAAGUGGUCUUUUUUCAGUGACUGCGCUCUUGGUCUGGAUUACAUACAUCAACGUGGGUUUGUUCACAAGGAAUGGAAGGAUGAAACAUUGCGCUACAAUAAAGAAGCAAAGCGAGGUAUGCUGAGUGGCAUGGAGUUGAUGAAGUUACAUGACCGGAAAAACGAGAAUGAUUCUUACCAAGCACUUCAAGCUGAUGUGGCGUCAUUUGGCAUGGUGAUUUUUUCCGCUUUGGCUCGUUCUCGUGGGUACAGUCGCCUUGCACGCGGCUCAGACCUCCCGUAUGAUAAACCGGCCUUUGUAAGUGAGGAGGAG
Messenger RNA from Phytophthora sojae, 654 nucleotides. RefSeq lists its product as hypothetical. The record is from RefSeq and is a predicted model, not a curated record. NCBI's taxonomy places the organism in Eukaryota, Oomycota, Peronosporomycetes, Peronosporales, Peronosporaceae. The transcript has a single exon. The annotation marks the transcript as partial.